AUGGCUUCUCCAAGCCAAACUCAAGGCUCUGCGCCAAACACGCAACCUCUAACUCCACCCGCCGAAUCAUCAGGCACCAACGGUGUCUCAGGUCCAGGUCCAGCCGCGCCAUCAAGUUCGCAAGCACCUGCCGCCGCACCAGCAGCAGCCGCACCAACAACCUCAACCGCGCAACCCCCACAUAUACCCGGUACAUCUCUCCAAGACAGCGGCAAAACCCGUCGCCCACGCGAUGUCCGCCUAGUCCACAUGCUUCUCGCGUCUCUCGGCGUAACAGCCUACCAAGACCGCGUGCCCCUCCAACUCCUCGAUUUCGCCUACCGCUACACCUCCAACGUUCUCCAAGAUGCCGUGCAUCUGGCUACAGAAGGCUAUGCCGGAGCAGUCGGCGACGCAGCGGGAAACACAGGCAAGAAUGCCCAUUCGGCUGAAGCCAAUGGCGUCUCGCUGCCAGCAUUGCGGCUUAGCAUUGCGUCGCGGUUACAUUAUCAGUUCCAGACUGGAUUGCCGAAGGAGUUUCUGAUGGAUGUUGCUUCUGAGAGGAACCGUAUUGCUUUGCCUGGUGUUUCAAGAGGGUUUGAUGCGGCUGCCCAGGCUGGACCGAAUGGAGCGCCUGCCACUGGUGCACCGAAUCAGAGCAUUAUGAUGGCUGGCAUGCGACUACCACCAGAGAGAUUCUGUCUUACGGGUAUGGGGUGGAAUAUGAAGGAUGAGUGGGAUAGUGAAGGCGAGGAAGAGGAGGACAUGCCGGAUGCGCCGCAGCCGGCUGCUGGUGCUGGCAAGACCGAGGAAGGAGAAGAGGGUGAAGGUGAUGAGGAUGAGGAUGAGGAUGGGAAGAUGGAGGAUAUCUUUGGCGAGGAUACCGCUAUGGGUGAAGCUGGCGAGGGCGAUGGGGAUCAGAACAUGAAUGAUGCUUAG
This is a messenger RNA of Penicillium angulare, 918 nucleotides long. Its product is annotated as putative transcription initiation factor TFIID, 31kD subunit. NCBI's taxonomy places the organism in Eukaryota, Fungi, Ascomycota, Eurotiomycetes, Eurotiales, Aspergillaceae. Bases 1 to 918 code for a protein of 305 amino acids. Gene Ontology annotation, molecular function: protein heterodimerization activity; transcription coactivator activity; RNA polymerase II general transcription initiation factor activity. The transcript has a single exon. The record is from RefSeq and is a predicted model, not a curated record. Gene Ontology annotation, biological process: RNA polymerase II preinitiation complex assembly; DNA-templated transcription initiation. Gene Ontology annotation, cellular component: SAGA complex; transcription factor TFIID complex.